Oikopleura dioica is the source of this 1503-nucleotide messenger RNA. NCBI's taxonomy places the organism in Eukaryota, Metazoa, Chordata, Appendicularia, Copelata, Oikopleuridae. The record is from the annotation of a GenBank genome assembly.
AUGGAAAAAAAGACUCUGAACGAAGACUUCGAGCGCGGAAUUCGCGAGGCGAAAAACAAUUGGAGUCAAGUAGGGCGGAGUCUUGACAUGUUAAUAAAAUCUGAAUCUUCGAAGACUCCUAAAAUCCAGGCUAUGAUUCGAAGACUGCAAUUCUUAACUCGAAAACAAGCAAACAUGAGCGACAUUGAAUAUCACUGGGAUUCAAUGAUGCGUCUUGAUGACUCAAAAAAAUCGCCCCACGUGGUCAAACAAUUGACGAUCGCGCUAUCUGAUUGCGCCAUUGUUGAUAAUGUUACGCCUACGCACAAUGCGAUUACUCCUGAUGAAUCAGCGGCUAGCGAUGCCAUCCCCGAAAAGCGAAAACGAUGCCCACCUACCCGCUUGAUCAAUGGCACGAGAAAAAUAAAACAAAUGUCACCGCAGUGUGAUCAUUGCGGGCAUAUCGCUGACGAUUCUCACCGUCUAUUGGAGCACCUCGACCUUUAUAAAAACUGCCUCGAUUACUAUGCGUCUAAAAGAAUGCAUUGCUUGAUUUGCGAUAAAUCUUUCAAGCAGCUACGAAGACAUCUUCUGGACACUAUCAAGCGUGGAAAUAAAGAUGAAACGCAGAAUCAAAUUCUACACGAGAAAUACGCCACUCUUCUGAAAAAGCAUGAGAAGCCAACGAAAAAGAGAGUCGCAGCGAAGUUAGUCAUCCCGCCCACGAUUACUAAUAAACGAUCUUCUCUCGUCACCCAGAUUCCGAUUAUCAAGUCCGAACCAUUCAUCGAGGAUUUUAUCGAAGAAAUUAAUUCCGGCGAUGAAGAUGUCACGCACUUUCAAGAUCUCCUCGAAGAAGAAAAAGAAAACGAGUCCAAUAUCGAGGCUGCUGCAGGGCCUGUUAAUGAUGAUCACACUUCUUCAGACGACGAUCCAGUCAUAGAAAAGAUUGAAUCAAUGCCAUCGAACUCCCAGAUAUACGAAGAUGAUGAUAUGAGCCUUACGAUCAAAGUCGAUCCGGAUCAUCAAGAAACCUUGCUUCCUAAUCACAACAAGCCCAAACUUAUUGCUCACAAGACCAACGCAAAAAAAAUCUCAGCUGAUCUUGGUCUUAACUAUGGAACUUUGCGGCAGUCUUCGUUUAUUCCACCACAUCCAAAACGACGAGUUGUUCCUGUUCGAGAGCGGCAAAACAAGAUCAACUAUGGCGCCCAGUCGCUUAAUAUUGCUCCUACUCCGCUAAUCGCCAUUCCUAUCUCAUCGAGCACAAGCGCACCAAUCCCGCAACAGAUCCAACUCAACGGACAAAACGUGAAUGUUAUCCAGCUCCCAUCCAAUGUCACAACUGUACCCGCGGCCUCUCUCUCUAGUGCCAUGCAAACAUCAAAUGGACUUCAGCAACCUACACUCAUCUCUAUUGCCGGGCAAAAUGGUCCGAUGACUCUCAACGGAAACGUCCAAGUAAUCAACGUCCCACCUAACCAGUCGAAGACAAUGUCAGAACUUGUCCGACUUUUUCCCUGA